Molecule: messenger RNA, 241 nt
Organism: Trypanosoma cruzi
Lineage: Eukaryota; Euglenozoa; Kinetoplastea; Trypanosomatida; Trypanosomatidae
Product: flagellar calcium-binding protein, putative
Exons: 1
Molecular function (GO): calcium ion binding
Source: RefSeq, a predicted model, not a curated record
GACGGUGAUGUUCGACGAGAUUGACGCCUCCGGCAACAUGCUGGUCGACGAGGAGGAGUUCAAGCGCGCCGUGCCCAAGCUUGAGGCGUGGGGCGCCAAGGUCGAGGAUCCCGCGGCGCUGUUCAAGGAGCUCGAUAAGAACGGCACUGGGUCCGUGACGUUCGACGAGUUUGCUGCGUGGGCUUCUGCAGUCAAACUGGACGCCGACGGCGACCCGGACAACGUGCCGGAGAGCGCGUGA